Messenger RNA from Paramecium sonneborni, 4452 nucleotides. NCBI's taxonomy places the organism in Eukaryota, Ciliophora, Oligohymenophorea, Peniculida, Parameciidae. The record is from the annotation of a GenBank genome assembly.
AUGUAAUAAAUAAAUGAAGAGAUAGUAGUAAAGAAUGAAUAAUAAGUAGAGGAUAUGAUAAGAAAAAAAGUGAGAAGAUAAAAUGAUAAUCUUGAUGAUUUUAUUCCAUUGAGAUAAAAAGAAUAAGAAAUUGAUAUAGAACCUAUUUAAUCGUUAGGAAAGAGGGUGAUAAAACCAUUAAGAGAAAGAGAAAGAAAGUCAUUACCUAUAUAUAAUGUGAGUCAUAGAAUUCUAGAUGAAAUGUAGAAUAAUUAAGUAAUAGUAAUAACAGGUGGAACAGGAUGUGGUAAAUCAACAUAAGUACCUUAAAUGAUAUUGAGACAUGAUACAAAUACAGAAUUUGAGAUUCCAAGAAAAGUUAAUAUAUUAUGUACUUAACCUAGAAGAUUGGCUGCUAAAUCUUUAGCAAAAAGAGUAGCAUAAGAAUUAGAUUGUUAAUUAGGAACAGUUGUUGGUUAUUAAGUUGGAAUGGAUUCAUAAAUAAGUUCAAGAUAAACUUAAAUAUAAUUUGUAACAACAGGAAUAUUCUUAUAGAAGUUGGUACAUGAUAGAGAAUAAGUUUUAAAAGAUUAUACACAUAUAAUAAUGGAUGAAGUACAUGAAAGAGAUAUUGAUAUUGAUUUUUGUUUAAUCAUAAUCAAGAAUCUUUUAAAACACUUUAAAGAUACUAAAUUAAUAUUAAUGUCUGCAACUAUUUGUAGUGAUAAAUUUGCAAAUUAUUUUUCUAAGAAAUCAAUUAAUUUAGUUGAUGAUUUAAACUACAUAUAGAAAGUUGAUAAGAAAUAUAAACACAUUGAUAUGACAUAAGAAAAUGAUGUAGAAAUAGCAAUUAAAUUUGAAGGUGAAGAAGAUAAUGACAUUGGUAUAGAAUGGGGAUAAGCAUGGAAAGAUAUGGAAAGAUAAGUUAAAUUAACAUAAGAAUAAAGAGAUUUAGAAUAAAAAUAAAAUGAAUUAAGAGAAAUAGGUUAACAUUUUUUAGAUGGUGAAGAUGAUUAAGCUGCACCUAUUAUUAAAGUACCAAUGUCUUAAAAAUAUCCUAUUGAAACAUAUUAUAUAGAAGAAAUUCAUUCAUAUUUUAAUGAAGCUGAUACUGCCAAAAUAGAACCACAUUAAACCUUAAGAUUUUAAACUUCACUAUACUUUUAAGAUUCUCCUAAAAUAUAAUCUGAUAGUGUAUAAGCUAUGUUAUAGAUAUUGGAAUUCUUAGAUUCUAAUUAAAUUAAAGAUACUUAAGGUAUGUAAGGUGCAGGUGCUGUAUUAAUAUUUUUACCUGGAUAUUAAGAAAUCAUGGAUAUUAGAGAAGAAAUCUAUCUUAAAUUUGGAGAAGACAGAUUCAUUCUUAUUAUCUUACAUAGUACUGUUAGUAUUCCAAAAGAUUUUGAUGAUACUCAUAAAAGAAAAAGAAGAUUGAUUUUAAGUACUAAUGUAGCUGAAAGUAGUAUUACUGUUCCUGAUUGUAGAUUUGUUAUCGAUUUUUGUUUGACUAAAGAAAUUAUUUAUAAUCCUAAAAAUCUUACUGAAAAACUUGCUCUAUAAUAUUGCUCUAAAGCAUCUGCUGAUUAAAGAAAAGGUAGAACUGGACGUUUAUUCCCAGGAACUUGUUUUCGUUUAAUUCCAUAAAGAAUUUUUAAAGAAAAAAUGACUUAAUAUUCUGUCUGCGAAAUGUUGAGAUGUCCUUUAGAAAUUAUUAUCUUAAGACUUAAAAAAUUAUAUCAUCUUUCUAUUGAUAAUUAAAAUAAAACAGAAAAAUUAGAAAUUAGUACUCUUGUUGAUUUAAAAUAGAUUUUCAAUGAUCCAAGUCGUACAUUAUAAACUGCUAUUGAUCCACCUAGUACUAAAUAAAUUGAAAAUGCUAUUUCUAAUCUUUAAAUGUUAGGUGCUCUCACUUAUCCUUAAUCACAAGAUUUUAAUAUACAUAUAACAAGAUUGGGAUAAAUGAUGAGUGAUAUGCCUAUUGAUAUAUUCUUAACUAGAUUUAUUAUGUAUUGUAAUAUUAUUGGAUGUGCUUAUGAAGGUGUUACUAUUGCAGCUAUCUUAAGUCAAAGAAAAAAUUACUUUCUUCAUCAUUUUAUGAGAUCAUAAAAAUUAUUUUUCAAUUCCUUAUAUCUCUAUGAUAAAGGAAAUGAAGAUGAUUUACUCAUUUAACUUAGAGUUUAUUAAGAAUGGGAAAUCAAAUUUUUUAAUAUCCUUAAAUCUACCAUUACACAAUAGGAAUUAAAGAGGGAAUUAAAAAGAUUUACUAAUACAAAUAUUACACCUUUAGAAAAAUUAUAUUGUGAAUAAAGAUCUAUUGAUCCUAAAAACAUGAGAGAAAUUUUAAAUGUUAAAUACGAAUUAUUUAUGAGACUAGAUCAAUAAUUUAAAAAUGAACCUCUUGAUUUAAAUAAUACUGAAAAUUAACUUAAAAUUAAAAGUGCUUUCUGUGCUGCUUUUAAAUAAAAUACUUUCAGAUUAUCUAAAGAUGAAAGAUUUGAUAAGAAAAUUAAAUUUCUUAAAGAUUAAGGAUUUGAUUAUACUCGUACAAUUAUGUUAGAAAGUGAUAAUAUUAAAUUUGAUGGAGUAACCAUUUAAAAUAAAGAAAUGAUAAAAGAAAAGAUUGCAAUGAUAAUGGAACAAUUUUGUGAUUUUCAUUAAUUAGAUAGAAGUUAAAAAAGAUCAGAAGAUUAAUUAAGAGAUAUCUUAGCAUAUAGUAAUGAAUAAGCUAAUGGAAGAUAAAUAUUACCAAAAUUCCAUUUUAGAACAGAUUUGUAAUUAUUAACGGAAAUAAAAGCAAAAUCAAAAUUUACUAAAAAUUGGGUUAAAAAUGUAAUUUUAAUGAAUGCUACAAUAAUAAUAGAAUUUAAAGAGAUAGAAUUACAGAAAUUAAAAUAUGUACUAAAAAGACUAAUGCAUGAAUGUGAAUUAAUGAAAAGACAAUCAAGUAGAAAAUAACCAUUAAAAAUACCUUGGGAAACAUUCACUACUAGUAAUUAAGUUGAUAUGAUAAAUUUUAUUGAAACUACAUAAUCUCUAAUAUUUUAUGGAUGUUAUUGUAGAUUGAUUCAUUAAAAUAAAGAAAUCAAUUGUGAUCCUGAUAGUAUAAAUUUUGUAUCAUUGGAUUUAAAUAAAGUAUUAAUAGCUUAUGAAGUUUAAGAGAAAGAUUCAAAUAAACGUAAUUCUACAAGGUAAUUGAUUUCAAUAGAUUAGAAUAAAUAUUUAUUAUGGUCAUAAAUAUUGGCUAUGCUUUUUGGAGUAUAAGUAAAACUCUAUCAUAAUAAUACAAAAACACACUUCAUCAAGGCUAAAGUAGAUGAUAGAGAUUAUUAAUUUGAUUAUUUUAUUACAGAAGACGAUUUAUAAACUAUAAAUUCUAUUAGAUAAUAGAUAAAAUUAUAGAUAUUAGAAUAAAGUUAUACAGAUAGUGGAAUUUGGUAGAAAAUGAGAUAAUUAGAUAAAGUAAGAUAAAAAAUAUUAUAUACAUCUGAUGAAAGAUGGAAAUAAUUAUUUGAUAUUGAAUUGAAAGAUGAAAUACAAUCAUUUCAAGAAUCAAGUGAAAAUAAAUAAAAAAGAAAGAGAAUAUAACAUUUUGAAUAAGAUGAAUAGAAGGCUGAUAAUUUAGAUUAUAUGAAUUCAAUUUAAAUUAUAAGAACAGAUUAUGAUUCAGAUGUACCUAAAUAAUUUGAUAAUGAAGGAAUCAAAAUAUAUGUUCAAGUUCAAUAAUUAUAUUAGACUUGGAAAUAAAAUAUAAUUAAUACAAUAAAGAAAUAAAAUUUCUUUUUAAGAAUGGGUAAUAUAACUUAGAUUUGCUGUUUGGAAUGUAAUGACUAUAUGACAAUAGGUAGAACUAAUGGACUAUCUUAUAUUUCAGAAGAUUCUGACAUUAGAAAACAAUUAGAUGAAGAAUCAUUAAAAUGGGUUAAGUAAAUGGUUAUGAUCUUAGAUGUUAGUUCAUUUGGGGAUUAUUUCAAUAUUUCAAUGAAAGUUGAAUAAAUUUAAGAGUUUCUUUCAGAUUAAAGAAUAUAAAGCAUUUUCGAAAAACUUAAAUUAGCAUUUAAACCUAUCAAUUAUGUAUUUAUAACCUGUAACUCUGGAAAACAUAUUAUUGGUUUCUAUCCUAAAAUUAAAUAAUCUAAGGAAAUAGUGUAGAUAGGAGAUAUUUCUAAAUUUUAUAUUAUUGAUUAAAAAUUAAAAUUAGUAUAUACUAGUAUGGAAGAAGAGAAACUUAUGUUUAGAAAAUUUAACAUUGAUGAAAUUAAAAAGAAAGAGAAUAUGGUAUCAUUAUUCAUAUUAAUAUUAUAGGCUGUUUAACAAAGAAAAUUGUAGAAUUUAAAAUUUACAUGUAAAUGUUGUUAUGUAGAAUAAAGAUAUGAAGAGAAAGGAUAUUUUGAAGGUAAUGAAUAAGCUUACAGUUAACAUAUUAAAUAGGAAAGUCAUAAAAAAGCUUUUGAAGAAAUGUAGUUCACCAUUAUAUGA